UUCAGAAAUACUUUGACGGUGGUGAGUUAACUUCACUGCCUUGUGUAAGUGAAGUUCCUUGUGAAAAAGUGCGCCCAGGAAGAUAAGGCAGUAAACAUUCUGAGUCAUGUUGGGUGAAGUCCUGACGUGGAUCGGGGCGACUCUGGGGCCGGUGGGGUCGUGCCUGCUUGGCCUCGUCGUCCUCCUGCUCAUCUUCUCUCCCGGUGGUCGUCCCAAAAACUUCCCGCCGGGUGUACCGAUGGUGCCAGUGUUCGGAUCCUUACCGUUUACGAAAGGAACAGUCUCGCGGCCCUUCUUGAACUCGCUGAGGAAGAAGUACGGAGACCUGGCAAGUUUCGGCAUCUUCAAUCGAAAGGUCGUUUUGGUCAGCAACUUGAAGACCAUCAAGGAAGUGUUCUCUCAGGCGAAGACAGCAGGUCGGCCGGAGCUGUUUCUCACAACCGUUAGGAAUAAUUUGCUCACAGACGGCAGACACACAUUUCUAGGGAUUCUUGGUUCGUCAGGAGAGUUGUGGCACGAGCAGAGGCGCUUCGUCCUGCGCCAUCUGAGGGACUUGGGCUUCGGCAAGACCAGCCUGGAGCCGCUCAUGAUCCUCGAGAUCAAGGAGCUGAUGGACCACAUCGCGAAGCAGAAGGAUUCGCCGAUUGUCAUGCAGCGCUUCUUCAACCGGUCAAUCAUCAACGUGAUCUGGGCGAUGGUGAUGGGCAAGAGGUACUCCUACGGUGACGCCCGACUGGCCACCCUCCUGAAGACGUUCAUCGCCCCGGGUGACAUCAAUUUCCUCUCUCCUCUCCACUUCAUUCCCGGAGCGCUGAAAUUCGCUCCUUACUUACCCUUCUUGAAGAAAGACGUCCAACCAUUCAUCAAGGUUACCAAUUUCAUCAAGCACGAAGUGGAGGAAUUCCAGCGCGACGAGACAGCGAAGAAAAGCGACUGUCUGACGGCCUUGUAUCUGCGAGAGAUUGAGGAGCACAAGAACGAGUCUUCCUUCUUCCACAUGGAUCAAAUGGUAUCCGUGAUUUUUGAAAUGUUCGUUGGAGGAAGCGAGACCACGUCGAGCACCCUGACCACGGCGGUAUACAUGCUCGCCAAACACCCGGAGGUCCAGAAACGAGUUCAUGAGGAACUGGACAGGGUGGUGGGCCGAGACCAGCUGCCGUCCUUCUCCCAGAGGGAUCAGUUACCAUACACACAAGCCACUAUAUAUGAAGUGCAAAGAACCCUGAGAUUAGUACCGUUCAACCUACCUCAUGCAACAGUGGAAGACAUCACAGUUAAUGGCUAUAUGAUCCCCAAAGGAACAAUUCUUAUCGCCAACCUCCAGGACUGCAUGAUGGAUCCCGCCUUGUGGAGGAAUCCAAAUGAGUUCGAUCCAAGGAACUUCCUUGAUGCUGAGGGGAAUUUCAAACGAAAUGAGGCUUCCAUGCCCUUUGGAUCAGGCAAGAGGCAGUGCGUGGGAGAGCCCUUGGCCCGCCUGGAGCUCUUCCUCUUCUUCGCCUGUGUGAUGCAGCGCUUCCACUUCUACGACGUGGUCGAGGAACCCUUCAGCAGCUCCAACCCCCUCUUCGCCGCCGUGCCAAGAUAUACAGUGAGGGCCACAGCAAGAUACUGGAAAAAGCAGCUCACAGCUUGGGUCAUGUUGGGUGAAUUCCUGAUUUGGAUCGGCGCGAAUCUGGGGCCGGUGGGGUCGUGCCUGCUUGCCCUGGUCGUCCUCCUGCUCAUCUUCUCUUCCGGUGGUCGCCCCAAAAACUUCCCGCCAGGCCUACCAAUACUUCCUGUUCUGGGUUCCUUGCCGUUUACGAAAGGAACAGUCUCAAAGGGUUUGAUUCGCUCCUUGAGGAAGAAGUACGGAGAUGUAGCAAGUUUCAGCAUCUUCAACCAUAAGGUUGUUUUGGUCAGCAACUUGAAGACAAUCAAGGAAGUCUUCUCACAGCAUAAGACGGCAGGACGCCCGUCGUUGUUUGUCAUUGAAGCCAGAAACAAAAUGCUUACAGGGGGGGAGCACUCAUCCCUUGGGAUUCUUGGUUCGUCAGGAGAGUUGUGGCACGAGCAGAGGCGCUUCGUCCUGCGCCAUCUGAGGGACUUGGGCUUCGGCAAGACCAGCCUGGAGCCGCUCAUGAGCAUCGAAGUCAAGGAGCUGAUAGACCACAUCGCGAAGCAGGAGGAUACGCCGAUUGCCAUGCAGCGUUUCUUCCACCGAUCCAUCCUGAACGUGAUCUGGGCGAUGGUGAUGGGCAAGAGGUACUCCUACGACGACGCCAAACUGGCCACCCUCCUGGAGACGUUCUUCUCCCCGGGGGACAUCAACUUCCUCUCCCCUCUUCACUUCAUCCCCGGAAUGCUCACGUUGGCUCCCUACAUGCCCCGUCUAAAGCAUCAAUUUGGGAAAUUUAAGAACAUUGCCAACUUCGUCAAGAAAGAGCUGGAGGACUUCAGAAACAGCGAAGCAGCAAAGACGAGCGAUUGUCUGACGGCUCUGUAUCUGCGAGAAAUCGAGGAGCACAAGGGCGAGUCCUCCUUCUACCACUUGGAUCAGCUAAUAUGUGUAAUUUUCGAAAUGUUUGUUGCCGGAAGUGAGACCACAUCAAGCACACUGACCACGGCGGUGUGCUUGCUCGCCAAACACCCGAAGGUCCAGAAAAACCUCCAAGAGGAACUGGACAAGGUGGUGGGCAGAGACCAGCAGCCGUCCUUCUCCCAGAUGGAUCAGUUACCGUACACGAUGGCAACCAUACACGAGGUGCAACGGACAUUAAAACUUGUACCAUUCAGUCUCCCACACGUAACGAUGGCAGAUGUCACAGUCAAUGGAUAUACGAUUCCUGAAGGAACAAUUCUUAUUGGCAACAUGGAAGACUGUUUGGUGGACCCCGCCCUGUGGAGAAACCCAAAUGAAUUCGACCCAAGAAACUUCCUGGACGAUGAGGGGAAAUACAAAAGAAAUGAGGCUUUCAUGCCUUUCGGGUCAGGCAAGAGGCAGUGCGUGGGAGAGCCCUUGGCCCGCCUGGAGCUCUUCCUCUUCUUCGCCUGCGUCAUGCAGCGCUUCCACUUCUACGAGGUGGUCGAGGAACCCGUCACCAAUUACAACCCACUCUUCACGCCGCCGCCAAAGUAUACGGUGAAGGCAAAGGCCAGAUUCUGAUAUAUGACGAUGCAGACAACGUCCUUAAUUCUGCCAAUUCAAUGGCAAUGGAAGUCGGUUCUGCCGUUCUUCAUGAUAACCUUGAGGAACGCAAGAAUGAUUACUUUUAGAAUAUUACAAAUGUAGGUCAUCGAAUAAAGCAGGUUAUUGAGUUAGUA
Molecule: messenger RNA, 3300 nt
Organism: Penaeus vannamei (Pacific white shrimp)
Lineage: Eukaryota; Metazoa; Arthropoda; Malacostraca; Decapoda; Penaeidae
Source: RefSeq, a predicted model, not a curated record